Messenger RNA from Malurus melanocephalus (red-backed fairy wren), 2618 nucleotides. It is a transcript of the gene LAD1, whose product is annotated as ladinin 1. NCBI's taxonomy places the organism in Eukaryota, Metazoa, Chordata, Aves, Passeriformes, Maluridae. The transcript has 10 exons. The coding region runs from base 339 to 1568 and encodes 409 amino acids. The record is from RefSeq and is a predicted model, not a curated record. Gene Ontology annotation, molecular function: structural molecule activity.
CGGAUCCCUGCUCGGAGCCUGGCAGAGAGAAGGGCUCUGGUUUUGCGUGGCACUGCUGGGCAGGGCGGCUCUCGGCCCGCGCCGCUGGCGCACAAAUCACAGCCCUGCCUGUGUCAGGUAGAUAAGGAACCAUGUGAUGCAGCUGCUGGGGAGCGGGUGGCAGGCCGGUUAAAGGUGCACAGGGAAAUAACCUUGCAGGGAGUUCCUCCCUCGCUCCCUCCCUCGCUCCCCAGGGAGCAGAAUCUCCGGGCAGCGCUGAUCCCUGCGGCUCUCACGGCACCUUGGCCUGGAUGCCUGCUCAGGUUCUGGGGGCUCUCUGAAACUCCCGGGAAGCAGGAAUGUCCUUCAGCAGAAGGAACUGGUCGGAUCUCUCCAGCCUGGCCAGGCAGAGGACCCUGGAGGAUGAGGAAGAGCAGCAAAGAGAGUGGCGGCGAAGGCACCGGAACCUGCUGUCCUCCACAUCCACGGAUGAGGAACCUGCCAGCCCUGUCAAGGACACCAGCCUAGCUCCCAGCAGACCUCCAUCCCUGGUGAAGCCGCAGUCUCCGGAGGAUGGGGAGGAGCGAAAGCUCUCAGCAGUGCCGAAGACACAAGAAGGGAGACGGACGAGGUGCCUCCCACCUGUAUCUGAAAAGCUGAGGCAGGAGAAGGAGCAGAAGGAGCCGGGGGUUGGAGAAAGCCGCCCGGAGGCAGCAGCACAGCCCCGCGGGAGGCAGGAGAGCAGCCGGGCUGCAGAGCGGGGGCAGGAGGCUGCCAAGGGCAGAGGGGACCCGCCUGCAGACAAGAACCCAGAGCCGGCCUCUGAGAGGAAGGUGAUGCUGAGGGCACGGCUUCAGGACAAAGGCGAAGGAGUGUGGACUUCUCAAGGGGAGCAGAGGAAAGAGUUGAAGGAGCCACUGGAGGUGGGGAGCUGCCGGCUCCGGGAGGUGAAGAUCCUCACCAGGGUGGGAAACCACAGCACGGAGGUGGUGAGCUCAUCUCCAGAGCAGCAGCAGCCAUCCAGGAACCCUUCAAAGCAGGUAACCCAGCUGUCCCUGCCCCGAGAUGAACCUACAGAAAAGCCAGAGCCUUCUCCAACUCACGUCACCUUCAGCAGCUCCAUCCGACGCACCAGUCCAAGAACUGUCUCCUUUCGGAUCAUCUCCAGGAAGCAGAAAGAAGAGAGCCAAAGCCCUCUAACAAGGAGUGCGAGUCUGAGGAUCCCAGGCAGCAACAACACCAUUGGGGAGAAGCUGGAAAAAUAUAACUCAGCUGUGCAGCGCUCGGAAGGGGUGAAAUCCUCCGCGCCGGUCCAGAAGAGCCGCCUGCUCUCCUCCGAAGGGGUGGCGAGCAAGCGCAACUUCUUCGAGGGCAGCGCUCCCAGCAAGGCGGAGCCAGCGGCUCCCCGGAAGGACAGCCUGAAGAUCCCAGGAUCAGUGACAUCCCGCAUUAAUCUGUGGAUCAGCCGAGCUCAGGAGCCUGCCAAGGAGGAAAGCAGCAAGGAAAUCAGGAGAGUCAACAGCCUGGCAAAGCGAGACAUCUGGAUAAAACAACCUGGAGACAGCUCUGGGGACACCAAGUUGCAAUAAUACCAGCUGUGAUACCAGACCAUCUGGGAAAAACUGGUUUGCUCUGAAGAUCAAAGCCCAGCCCACCCCAACCAUCCAGCAGCCACUGCCACGAGCCCCCUCUGCCACACGUGGGUGCAACCCAGGUCACGGGGUACUCUGUUUGUGGGAUGGGAAGGAAGAAACCUGGAAGAGUCUCCCUGUGCCCCCAGUCCCCACUUACUGCCCGUCUGGGGGUGUCCAAGCCUGGAGGCUUCCUGCAGGUGCUGAAGGCAAACUCCUGCCUUGUUUGCCCACCACAUUUUGCUGUUUGCUCCUGAUGUCUGCCUGUGCCCCAAGCUGCCCUGGCAGAGGGAUCCCCCACAUGGCUCCCUGGCAGCUGGAAGGUGUCAGCGGGACGAGAACCUGUCUGGCCAAGGGAGUUUCAGCUGCACAUCCAGAGACCACAUCCGUCCUUGCUGCCUGGGGGGACCUGGGGCAGGCAGGUGUCCCCCAUGCCAGGCUGUCACUGCCAGAGUGACCCAACCAAAGGCCAAUGUUUGUGAAGUCACACAAGUGCUUGGAGAUGCCUCAUGGAAGACAGAGGCACUUGGCCCUGGUGUUCCCCUCCACAUGCAGCUGAACCAGAGACUUGUCCUUGUCCCUGCCACCCCCUGCCCCUGCCAGCACUGACCCCUUCAUUCAGUGAGGGUGGGCUGGCCAUGGCCCUGUUUGUGGGAUUUCAUGGGGCUGAAUGCCCUGUGCUGGGCCCCGUUUCCCUCUUGCCCUUCCUCCUGAGCCCUUUGCUGUGCAGCCCCUGAUCCUGCAUUGCCUGGGCUGCUGAGCCCACCCAGCAGGGAUUUGGGAUGCUCUCAUGAGGCCUUUGGGGUGCCACAGCCAAAGGGCUCAAAGCUUCCUUUGGGGCUGUUCUUUGGGUUUGAGCUGUGCCUUGAGCAACCACUACAGCGUCAAAUUCGGUGUGGGAAUCCGCUGCUGCCCCUGGAGCUGAUCCUGCUUGCUGGGCUUGGGAAAGGACUUGGGUUUCUCUGUGCUUUUUUUGUUUUUCUAAUAAAAGUUGCUCUUUCUAAGACA